Molecule: messenger RNA, 1296 nt
Organism: Arabis nemorensis
Lineage: Eukaryota; Viridiplantae; Streptophyta; Magnoliopsida; Brassicales; Brassicaceae
Source: the annotation of a GenBank genome assembly
AUGGCCCGUUGUUGCGGACUUCUUGCUGUUUUCUUAUGCGUUCUUUUGAUGCUCUCGUGGUGUGAAGCUUUCAGUAGCAACGUUGAUGAUGGAUAUGGUCAUGAAGAUGGAAGCUUUGAAUCCGAUAGCUUAUUAAAGCUCAAAAACGACGACGAUGUUCUCACCUUGAGAAGCUCGGAUGAAACAACUUCGGAAUCAUCAACUGUUAGUGUUGCGGACUUCGGAGCCAAAGGAGAUGGAAAAACCGAUGAUACUCAGGCCUUCAAGAAAGCAUGGAAGAAAGCAUGUUCAACAAAUGGAGUUACUAAUUUCUUGAUUCCGAAAGGAAAGACUUAUCUCCUUAAGUCUACUCGAUUUAGAGGCCCAUGCAAAUCUAUACGUAACUUUCAGAUCCUAGGCACUUUAUCAGCAUCUACAAAACGAUCCAAUUACAAAGACAAAAACCAUUGGCUUGUCAUUGAGGACGUUAACAAUCUAUUAGUCGAUGGUGGCUCGACCGGAAUUAUUGAUGGUAACGGAAAAAUAUGGUGGCAAAACUCAUGCAAAAUCGACCGAUCUAAGCCAUGCACAAAAGCCCCAACGGCUUUUACUCUCUACAACUUAAAGAGUUUGAAUGUGAAGAAUUUGAGGGUGAGAAAUGCGCAGCAGAUUCAGAUUUCGAUUGAGAAAUGCAACAAUGUUAACGUUAAGAAUGUCGAGAUCACUGCUCCUGACGAUAGUCCCAACACGGAUGGUAUUCAUAUCACUAAUACACAAAACAUUCGAAUCUCCAAUUCAGACAUUGGAACAGGUGAUGAUUGUAUAUCCAUUGAGGAUGGAUCCCAAAAUGUUCAGAUAAAUGAUUUAAAUUGCGGCCCCGGUCACGGAAUCAGCAUUGGGAGCUUGGGGGAUGACAAUUCGAAAGCUUAUGUCUCCGGAAUUAGUGUGGAUGGUGCUAAGCUCUCUGCUACUGACAAUGGAGUUAGAAUUAAAACUUACCAGGGAGGGUCAGGAACUGCCAAGAACAUUAAGUUUCAAAACAUUCGUAUGGAAAAUGUCAAGAAUCCGAUCAUAAUCGACCAAAACUACUGCGACAAGGACAAAUGCCAACAACAAGGAUCCGCGGUGCAAGUGAGCAACGUGGUCUACCGGAAUAUAACCGGUACAAGCGCAACGGAUGUGGCCAUAAAGUUCGAUUGCAGCAAGAAAUAUCCAUGCCAAGGAAUUGUUCUUGCGAACGUGAACAUCAAAGGAGGAACAGCUUCUUGCAAAAAUGCCAAUGUUAAGGAUCAAGGCACCGUUUCUCCUCGAUGCUAA